Molecule: messenger RNA, 2957 nt
Organism: Biomphalaria glabrata
Lineage: Eukaryota; Metazoa; Mollusca; Gastropoda; Planorbidae
Product: 5-hydroxytryptamine receptor 2A-like
Exons: 1
Coding region: 205-2088 (627 amino acids)
Biological process (GO): adenylate cyclase-activating adrenergic receptor signaling pathway
Cellular component (GO): membrane
Molecular function (GO): G protein-coupled receptor activity
Source: RefSeq, a predicted model, not a curated record
ACUGUUGACUUUGACGCAUUACCGAGUUGAAGUUUUCGCUGCAUGAAUACCAAACAAGAUUUUACUUCUUAAGUGGACUAUAUUUGGACAAUUCACAAACAGAAGAACAGAAGACUUAAUUAUUGUUUUCACUUCAUAGCCAACAAUCACAUAAAUUAAACUAUAUUUCGUUUGGCUACUUUAUUGGUAUUUGUGAACAAAAAAAUGGAUAGAAACUCAUCCUAUUCAAAGGAUGACUAUUACUUAGAUCUCCUCCAUAGCAAGGAGACAAUAAUUCGUCUAGUCUAUUUAAUCAUUGUAUCCGUUGGAGCUGUUUCAGGGAAUAUGCUGGUCUUUGUUGCCAUUCUGAAGUUCCGGUCUUUAAGACGCGCCACCAACGUCAUGUUAGGAUCUCUUGCGUUCGCAGACUUUUUGGUCGGCACGGUCACCGUGCCCUUGUACAUCCUGUGGAUGACCAGUCCAGGCAUAUUCGACUCGUCCAUGUUCAUGUGUGGCCUGGUCCUUCUCAGCUGCCUCCUAGUGGUCACCGCGUCUCAAAUAAGCCUGCUCAUUAUGUCGGUGGAGCAGUACUUCGCCGUCUGCCACCCGUUCCUCCACCGCAAUACGCUUAUCCACCACAAUCGUCUUCACACAGCCGCCGUCACAUCUACCUGGGUGGUCAGCUUCCUGACCACAGCGCUGUCCUUCCUGGCGUUUAACACCAAGGCCGUAGCUUGCAGCUACUACGGCGUUUUUGACAAGACGUUCCUUUUCAUCGCAUCCAUCUUCGGAGUUAUCUGCCCGUUCGUUGUGAUCAUAUCCCUCAACAUUAAAGUGGUUUGCGCGGUGAAGGCCCACGACAAACGCAGACAGUCUCUUCUGAGUGGCGCUUCUAACCGAACAAGAGCGUUCUCCACUUCCUCUUUCAUCAGCUCAAAAUUGGAUGAAUCUUUGGAUUCCCGGAAAGAGAACGAUUCCAUAGGCUCUACAACUAUCUUCGAAACUGAAGAUCGCGGUCCAAGAAAUACCAGUUCAUCUCAAAAGCUUGAAAAUAAAGACCCUCUGUUACGACAGUUCGUGAGAUCGUUUUUCAAGUACAAUAAAAUAAAACGCAGAAAAAAUACGUACUGUGUGUCCAGCUCCGACCAACGCUUAUCACGUGAUCUGUUUAGGCGAGGGCAGGAAAUAUUUUUUGUAGAGACCAGAGCCAACGCGUACAUAGACAAUACAACCCCAUUGACGCUGCGCUUGGAUAGUAGUUCAGAUCUUGUACACAUAAGUCAGGAGAAAGUGGAUUUGAAUAUAUGUGUCACAGCAGCCCACAAAGGGGACAGACCCUAUAAAACACAUGAAGCCAAAGAUGAUAAUACGGAUAAUGAAAACAGAAACAACAUGGGCCUUGAGUUCACAACAACACAAAAAGAAAUUUCUUGCCAAAUUCCUAAGGACACAAACCUUAAAGACAAUAUUGAUCUUAAAAAGCGCAAAAAUAGAUUUUUAACGAAAAAACAUCUUUCAUCGGAUUCUGAAAGCAAUAUGACACAUUAUGUGACAAAUAACAACAUUAAUUGUGAACCAGUCGACACUUUUAGAGAUAGGCGUAGAUCUCGAAGACUGAGUUUCGACCCUCAGAUAUUAAAUAAUUCUGAUAACAAUUUUGGAAAAUUCUGUUCCACUCCAAGAGGGAAUAAUAGUCGUGACGAUAAAGGCAUGGCCGUAAAAUCCACACAGAUUUAUCAAAGUAGAUCGGAUGAUAUUAUGCCCAGUUUUAACCAAGGAUCUCGCAAAAGAGACUCUGGGUUAGGGCGGGAAAUAUCAACAGGAAGCAGUGUCAGCAGACGCGUCGCCAACAUGGUGGCGCUGGUGUGUGCUUCUUUUAUCGUGGCCUGGUGUCCAUUCUUUGUUGUGGUACUGAUGAAUAACUUCUGCGGAGACUGUGAUUUGGCCUACUUCCUGAACGCUGUGAUCAUUGUAGCGUUCACAAAGUCUGCCACCAACCCUCUGGUAUACGCCUUGUGCCAUGUAGCGUUUCGAAGAGCUUACAGAAAACUCCUGACAUCUUUGUGCAUGAUGAAAACGCCUGGUAGACUAACAAGUCGACAUUCGUAAAGGAUAAUGCUAUGAUUUUUCGAUUCCGAAGGUUAACUACAAAUGCAUUUGCAACCUAAAUAUUUUGCCACAUUUGAAACAGACAAAUGCGUUGUCCACCGGAAGUGUUUUUUAAAUUUUGUUUUCGUCUUCUGCGCCUGUCUUUGGCAAGAGAUGGCUUCCUGGUUGUGUGGUAUUAGCUCUUGGCUGUCUUCUCGAUGUUCCCGGGUUCGAACCUUGCCCAUCGCCGUCACCAGUCAUCCUGUGGGAGGAUUAGGCUAGGAUGUUAUAAUCUUCAAAUGAGAAGGAACGGUGAAAACAGGCAAAACAAACUUGCAUCUGACUUUUAAGAAAGUAGAACAUAACGCCAUGAAGGUGGUGUGGCUGAGAGAUUAAGCACUUGGAUUCCUAGCCAAAUGGGCCCGAGUUCAAAAUGUGGUGAAGACUAGAAUUUUUUAAUUUCCGGAUCUUUAUGUCGCCUCUUGAGUCCACGCAGUUCUAAGCUCUAAUAAGGGCCUGACAUUAGUUGGGGAAAAGUAAAUGCUGUUGGACGUUGUACUGGCCACAUGGUACUCUCGUUAAACGUAGGACACGGAAACAGAUGACCUUUAGACUAUCUGCCCUAGUUCUUCAAACAGCACUAUUAGUAACACUAAAGUAAAGGUCAAGAAGGCUACAUCUAGCUGUACGGAAUGGAUCUAUUACAUAGACAUUAUUCAUCACCGUAUCUUUAUCAACAAGUUCAGACUUCGUUUACUAUGAAUGCACAAGGUAGAUGGUUUUUAUAAUAGAGCGUCAGUCAUUUACACAUAACAUUCUGUGAACAGACAUAAAGCUGAACAUGGAAAAACUUCAAACAUAGGAAAUUAAAAUAAAAGUUUUAAUUGUUG